GUGGUUGGCACCAUAUUGGUUUUUUGUUGAGGUUCCAAACAACAUAUAUGAAUUAGUAUAUGUCGAUCAGAAGGCAAGGCUCAGGUCUGCUACAAUUUAAUCAGUUGGCAGUGAGGUGGAGAUGGUUUGCUAUACUCUAUACAGAGCGGAACCCAUUUGCCUUGUAUAAUUGUAGAUCGAUUCAAUGAAAACAAGUUGGGACAUUUGAAGAUUCAUCUCAAUGGUAUUAAAUCAGCAACAAAUAAUUUUUCAGAGGCAUACACAAUUGCAUCUUGGUUUAGCUAUACUUUGUACAGAGCGGAACUCCACUUUUUUGAUAAAGAAAAUCUUUCAUGCCAGAAGGGGAAGUAUGAAGGAGAACAUCUGAAGGGACAGAGCACUGUAGUAUUAAAAAGGUACCCUUCUGGACAUGCCUUGUAUGGAGAAGAAGCGUUUUUUACAGAAAUUGAAAUGUUUACCCGUGUUAAGCAUCCCAACAUUGUAAAUCUACUUGGCAUCUGUGUUGAGGAUUCUGAGAUGGUCCUUGUCACUGAGAAUAUCUCUAAUGGAUAUCUUAUUGAUUAUUUGGGAGAUGUCAACCACAUGCGUAUUUUAACUUGGGAAAAACGUUUGAAAAUUUUCAUUGAUGUUGCACAUGCGUUGAAUUACCUUCACUAUGAGAUGGAAGACCAAAAGAUCAUAAUAAAUCGUGAUAUAACUAGUUACAGCAUUGGGUUAGAUGAGAACUGGGGGGCAAAGAUUGUUAACUUUUGGGUCUCCGUAUUCCUGCCUCCAAAUCAAGAAGACGAAGCUCUCUAUCUCAACAAUCGUAUUGGCAGACCUUCCAAUAGAGAUCCACAAUAUGAGAAGACUGGUAGGUUAAAAAGAGAAUCGGAUGUGUAUAGUUUUGGAGUUGUAUUGUUUGAAAUUCUAUGUGGGAGGAGAGCCAGUGACUCAAUUUACAAGAAGAAGAAUGUGAGAGGGUUAGGUCGUGUGGCAAGACAAAGCUUCUGCAUGGGAACACUAGAGGACAUGAUAGAUCCUAUAUUAAAGGAAGAAAUCGGUGAAAACAAUGUCGUUCUAAAUAAAGGACCCAACAAGGAUUCUUUGCACACAUUCAUCGAAAUUGCAUAUCAAUGUGUGGCGGAAACUCAAGACCAACGUCCUACAAUAAAAGUCGUUGUCAAGGAACUUGAGAAAGCAUUAUUAUUUCAAUUGAAUUCAGAGGUUAAAUCUGAUUACGUGGAGGAGAAUAGUCAUGCUUCCAUAAUUGAGACGCAAGUAGUUGAGCUUUCUAGUGAAUUGAACAGUAUGAACACGACUGACAAAUCUGAAAGUUCUGAAAUUCAAAACCAAAGACUCAGCUGAAUCUGAAUCUGGCUGUUGUUGGCCAUGUGGAUUCAGGAAAGUUAAAGACUCUCAGGAAGGCUGCUACACAUUCUCAGUCAAAUAUCUCAAAAACAGAUACACAAAUAUGAAAAUGAGGCUAAGUUGCAGGUACUUUUGGUUGUU
Molecule: messenger RNA, 1491 nt
Organism: Helianthus annuus (common sunflower)
Lineage: Eukaryota; Viridiplantae; Streptophyta; Magnoliopsida; Asterales; Asteraceae
Product: probable receptor-like protein kinase At2g23200
Exons: 4
Coding region: 451-1347 (298 amino acids)
Biological process (GO): protein autophosphorylation
Cellular component (GO): plasmodesma; plasma membrane
Molecular function (GO): ATP binding; transmembrane receptor protein tyrosine kinase activity
Source: RefSeq, a predicted model, not a curated record